Molecule: messenger RNA, 1712 nt
Organism: Filobasidium floriforme
Lineage: Eukaryota; Fungi; Basidiomycota; Tremellomycetes; Filobasidiales; Filobasidiaceae
Exons: 2
Coding region: 128-1624 (498 amino acids)
Source: RefSeq, a predicted model, not a curated record
CUGGCCCACACUCGAACUGACCGAGGCCGAGGUCGCUGGUCUCCCACCGAAAUGCAUCGCCAAGCUUUUCAACCAGGACAAGGGCACGUACGAGUUCAAGUUGAAACCGAGCGUGUUUGAGCAGUUCAUGAACAAGGCGACCGACAAUGCAGUCAGGGAACGGGUUUACAAGGCUCAUCUCGAACCCCUCCUCGCCAUCGGAUACAACUAUGGUUACAAGUGGUACAAGCUGCAGUCAGAGGCGCGAGCGAACGAAACCUUGGGGGACGGGCUGGUCAGCGGAACCGGAUUGCAUGACUGUGCCGAGCUGCUCGACCUUUUUGCCGCGAUCAAUCGAGGAACGAUGGAUUCCUUGUUGUCCGAAACGGCUCGGAUUAGAGCCUGUGUUGGGGGGAGCUCAUCGCCGGAAGGUCAACUCGAACAGUUCCAAUCGUGGCAAACCGAGUGGUACACGUCACGCUACGAAGCACAAAUCAACGGCAAGCUGGGUGUCUCGGCGGCUUCGAUCCGCUGUUGCGAAUGGCCUCAAGUUCUGGACGGCCUCAUGAAUCUAGCUGGCGGGCUAUUCGGAUGCCGCUUCGCUCGGGAUGACACGACUCCCGAUGGUCAGGCAGCCAAUGCUGCUUUCGAGAUCUGGCACGUUUACGAUGCACUCGAAGGCGAUGAACAAGGCGCUGAACUGGGACGGAUCUUUAUCGAUUUCGCUACGAAGCGUCGAAGCGGAGGCUCGCAAUCAAACACCAGCCGCUUCAUGCCGGUCCUCACUCCGGCUCCGUUGGGCAGCUCGAAAGCCCCGCAGGUGUUGUGGACCGUGUCACAACCGGUCACUCGGUUCUCGGUCACGGGCGUGCGCGUGUUGGCGUCGGAUCUGGGGAGGAUCAUGGAAACGCUCUUCGCUCUGGCUAUCGACCCGACCUAUACGCCACCCGCACUUCAAGAUGAUUCCCAGCCUAGCCUAUCGGCUUAUAUCAUGAGAAACCUCUCGUUCGACGGCAAGACGCUCGACGACAUGUUGAAUCCCGCUGCACGAGCUCAGGAUAUGGGCAGGAAGAUGAGGCGGUCCGCUGUGAUAUCCCUGACGCAAUGGAUUCGCGCGUAUUUUGCCGAGACGCACGCUCUUGUGGCGGCUGCCCAUGCAUUCGACGUCGAUCGUUCUUUAUCGGAGAACGUUUUCAUCAAGUCUCACGCCGAAGCCGCUGCUUCGUGGGGGACUCACGUACCGUUGUCUUGCCGCCUUCCGCAAACCAUCAUGCGAGGAGGUCAAUCCUGGCCCGGUCUCGUACGUCGCAGCUGCUUGAACGUCACCAACCAGGUCCUUGCCGCACAAUUCGUUGCCAGGGUCCUGCCCGGCGGUCUCGAAGCCGGUUUCGACCAAGAUCUUGUCGGGCACUAUCGACAGUUCCUCCGGCAUCAAUUCGGGACGAACCGAGAAGGCAGUCGGCGUGCAUUGUUGAACGUGAUCGGGGGUUCCCUCGAUGCCGAAGCGCUUUGUCGACGAUUCGCAAGCGAUGUGAAGGUCUUUGACGAGGAGGAAGACGAGAGGGCGAGGGUGUUGAGGCCGAUCGUCCUCAGGCUGAUCAAGCGACGGGCUGAACGGAAGCAAGGGACUUCGGUGGCCGAAUAGGUCUAGUCUGUCUCCCGGUUCCGAGUUGGCUCUAUGAAAUUGUAGAACACCUUUUCUUGUAUCGAGACGGAUCUUCAUUCUCUCUCUA